Messenger RNA from Phragmites australis (common reed), 2552 nucleotides. RefSeq names its product nucleobase-ascorbate transporter 6-like. Gene Ontology annotation, biological process: transmembrane transport. Bases 682 to 2274 code for a protein of 530 amino acids. The transcript is spliced from 14 exons. Gene Ontology annotation, cellular component: membrane. The record is from RefSeq and is a predicted model, not a curated record. Gene Ontology annotation, molecular function: transmembrane transporter activity. Lineage: Eukaryota; Viridiplantae; Streptophyta; Magnoliopsida; Poales; Poaceae.
CCUGGAAAGGACGCAGCAGCUUGCUAAAGGCGCCGUUUAAAGAGAGAAAGCGAGAAACAAAUAAAGAGAGGAAAAAGAAAGAGGGAGGGAAGGAGAGCAGUCGUUCUCUCCCGCUCGCCGCCACCUUUCUGCCAUAAAAAAAAUCCCCUUGGGAUGGAUGCUGAACUGAUCGUUCUUGCGCGUUCUCCUCUGCUAGUCUACUAGUGCCGCUCCGUAGUGGAGUAGUAUUUGCCAAGCCUCCGCUAAGCUUUCUUUCCUCUCUUCAUGCCUGACUCCAGUGAAUCAAUCAUAGAGCAGAGUGUGCCCGUGGCCGUGGGCGUGAGAAAGGGGAGAAAGAGUGUGUGCCAAAGGUAGCUUCUUUUUGAGAGGAGCCAAAUUCCAUUCGUUGAGCGGUAGUACUAGGAUAGUGUGGAAUUAGCUAGAGCAGCAGCAGCCCAACAUUUCUUUCUCCCUCCCUCUCCCCCCUGCUUUUUCCCUUGACCGAGCGAUCGAUUCUUCCUUCCCUGUGAAGGAGCGUUCUUGGUUCUUGCCCUUAUUGGACCAAAAAAAGGAUCGAUCGAAUUUCGUCCUUUUGAACUGGAAGUUUCUUGGAGCGUGUGUCGUGGUUGACGGUGUGGGUGAGUCUGAGUGAGGUGAAGUGAGGAGUUUGGUUUUCUUGGGAGGAGAAAAAGGAGACGGAAGAUGGCAGCGGCGCCGCCGCCUAAGGCCGACGAGCUGCAGCCGCACCCGCCGAAGGAGCAGCUGCCCGCCGUCUCCUUCUGCAUCACCAGCCCGCCGCCAUGGCCUGAGGCCAUUAUACUAGGAUUCCAACAUUUCAUUGUUAUGUUGGGCACCACUGUCAUCAUACCUAGCGCGCUUGUUCCUCAGAUGGGAGGAGGAAAUGAAGAGAAAGCUCGGGUAGUUCAGACGAUACUGUUAGUUGCUGGAAUAAACACCCUGUUCCAAACAUUCUUUGGGACUCGUCUUCCUGUUGUAAUGGGCGGCUCAUAUGUUUUUGUCGCACCGACCAUCUCAAUCAUCUUGGCUGGACGUUACAGCAAUGAAACAGACCCUCGCGAGAAAUUCUUGCGGACAAUGAGAGGAACACAAGGUGCUCUCAUCAUUGCAUCAACAAUUCAGAUCAUACUUGGUUUCAGUGGGCUCUGGCGCAAUGUAGUUAGAUUGUUAAGUCCAUUGUCUGCAGUUCCUCUGGUUUCACUUGUUGGAUUUGGGCUUUACGAGCUUGGCUUUCCAGGGGUAGCCAAAUGUGUCGAAGUUGGCCUUCCAGAACUCAUUCUGCUGGUUGCAUUUUCUCAGUAUUUGCCUCAAGUUCUGCAUUUCGGAAAGCCUGUCUUUGGCCGGUUUGGUGUUCUUUUCACUGUAUCAAUCGUGUGGCUUUACGCAUACAUUCUCACUAUUAGUGGUGCUUACAAGAAUGCUCGACCAAAGACACAGGUGCAUUGCCGUGUUGAUCGUUCAGGUCUCAUUUCAGGAGCUCCUUGGAUAAGUGUUCCUUAUCCCUUUCAGUGGGGUGCUCCAACAUUUGAUGCCGGAGAAGCUUUUGCAAUGAUGAUGACUUCAUUCAUUGCUCUUGUAGAGUCAACGGGUGCCUUCAUAUCUGCAUCAAGGUAUGCGAGUGCGACUAUGAUCCCUCCAUCAAUUAUUAGUCGGGGCAUUGGGUGGCAGGGCAUUGGUAUCUUGCUUGAUUCAUUUUUUGGGACAGCCAACGGAACCUCAGUUUCAGUGGAGAAUGUUGGUUUACUUGCUUUGACACAUGUUGGCAGUCGGAGAGUAGUGCAGAUAUCUGCUGGCUUCAUGAUUUUCUUCUCUGUCCUUGGAAAAUUUGGAGCUCUGUUCGCGUCGAUUCCGCUGCCCAUAUUUGCUGGCAUGUACUGUAUUUUCUUCGCAUAUGUUGGCGCCGUUGGCCUGAGCUUCCUUCAGUUCUGCAACCUAAACAGCUUCAGGACCAAGUUCAUCAUGGGUUUCGCUUUCUUCAUGGGCUUAUCAGUUCCUCAGUACUUCAACGAGUAUACAGCUGUGGCAGGUUACGGUCCAGUGCACACUGGUGCCAGAUGGUUCAACGACAUGAUAAACAUACCAUUCUCGUCGAAGCCAUUCGUCGCGGGGCUAGUGGCCUACAUCCUGGACAACACCAUCCAGACGAAGGAUAACACGGUGAGGAAGGACAGAGGCUACCACUGGUGGGACAAGUUCAGGAGCUUCAAGAAAGACGCCAGAAGCGAAGAGUUCUACUCGCUGCCGUUCAAUCUGAACAAGUUCUUCCCUUCUGUCUGAUCUGGAUGGCGCCGCGGAUCCCUUUCGUGAACCCUUGUUCAUAUGCUGAACAUAAUCCUGCUGUCCUUGCCUGUGGAAGCUUUCUGUGUCGCAAUUUUGUGUAUUUUCAGGCUAAAUGGAGUAACUGGACAGUAGAGAUGGGAUUAGGAUUGAAUAUCGUGUUCUUUUUCAGAUCUACACGGAUCAAUGUCUGAUAAUCUGGUAGUCCCUUUUGUCAAGCUGGCAAUGUACAUCUAGAAUGAUAAUUAAUGUAUCAUAAUUGUUGGUAAUUUGUUCCC